Molecule: messenger RNA, 706 nt
Organism: Rhodofomes roseus
Lineage: Eukaryota; Fungi; Basidiomycota; Agaricomycetes; Polyporales; Fomitopsidaceae
Exons: 4
Coding region: 27-584 (185 amino acids)
Source: RefSeq, a predicted model, not a curated record
CGGGACCGUCACUGAGGUCGCCAGCAAUGUUACCUUCAUCCCUCCUCGCUCGCUGCUCAUCAUCAGCGCCCCGCAUUCCAUCGGCUCUCCCUGCUCUCUCUCGUAGAUAUGUCACUAAAUCGACCCCGCGACCUCUCCUCGGCCGGUACGACCACGUACCCAUAGAGCUCGCCCGCGUACAGUCCGGGAACAACGUCACCCUCCGCGACUACCAGCAGCAAAAGGCGUUGAAGCGUUUCAGCUAUGACUUGAAAUUAAACUCGGAUGGUGUUGUGUCGGCUGCUAGCAGAGAUAAUUACAUUGGUCCGAAUGGGUGCACUCUGAGACCGCCGUUGUCGCCAACAUUCCAAGAAAAUGCGCGCAGUGCCAGGGGUUACAAUAUCCUGGUAUACGUACUUAAAGAAGGGACACCCUUACCUAAAACGCUCACAAUUCUCCAUGAGCAUUCGGACGUUUAUUCUAUUCAAUGCGUGGAGCCCAUGGCACUCGGCGACCUCAAUGCGGAGCUCACUAAGUUCAUCAACGAACAUGGUCGGAUGCUGAACAAGGAGCAGUUCGACGCGGAGUUCCCUUUCACGAUCUAGGCAUUUACUGUGCGUUAUGACUACUCUAGCCCUCAUUCCCUGGCACGCCGGGAUAAAAUCAUGACAUCAUAAUACUGAACCAUGCAACUGACGACGAACUGGGAGCGAUUGUGUACUCAGCC